AUGCAGGCUCAGAAAUAUGUGCCAAGAUCAAGAGCCUUAUUAUAUAUCCAGAGAAAAAUUCACCAGCAAGUGUCAGUAAUCUUCACUUUAUUGACUUGCAUGGAGUUCAUGGCAUUAGAGAUCCUUGGAGAACUUCAGGCUCGAGCUGGUGAAAGGAGCGGCAUCAAAUUUAGAAACAGUUCAAUGGAUGAAGUCGAGGAUACCUUCGAUGCCUUUCUGCCGAUGCACUUGCCUAGGCCCUUGGAUCGAGAGGAUUUCACUCUGUCCAUGCCCGUCACUGCCUUGAAGACCGAGCAACUCAAAGCCUGUGACGGCAGUGACAGCGUUGUUGGGACGAUGUCUUGGCCAAUGGCUGGAAGAUCGUCCAGGUCCAACUCCAAGGAAUCGUUGCAAAAGCGCCGGGAUCAGUUUAGGAGAGACUCACGGCCCUUGGUCCUUGACAACUUGGGAGAAGACCGGCGAAGCUCAAAAGAAACAUCUUCGACUACCUCCAGCUGUUUCUCGCAGCUCUUUCCCAACAUCCCAGACCCAGAGAGCCGACGCCAUUUGAGAGGGCUGAGCCUGCAUCCAGCUGCAAAUUCUGAUUUGGCUGAGUCAUAUGCUUCAGAUUUGGGGUAG
Molecule: messenger RNA, 618 nt
Organism: Durusdinium trenchii
Lineage: Eukaryota; Dinophyceae; Suessiales; Symbiodiniaceae
Source: the annotation of a GenBank genome assembly